Messenger RNA from Nematostella vectensis (starlet sea anemone), 2757 nucleotides. RefSeq lists its product as uncharacterized. The record is from RefSeq and is a predicted model, not a curated record. The transcript has 5 exons. NCBI's taxonomy places the organism in Eukaryota, Metazoa, Cnidaria, Anthozoa, Actiniaria, Edwardsiidae. Bases 181 to 702 code for a protein of 173 amino acids.
UAUCGGAAUUCAACCAUCACAGAACGGCGCUCACUCUCAGCUUACUUCAAUCUUUUGUGCUUCUUUUGUUAUAAGUCUUUGUUUAUAACCGCCUCAGGUGUUAACUACUGUUAUACGGUCACGAACACUAAACUAUGCGAUAUUAAAACGCGUCUGUAAAACGCCGGCUUGAAAAACACAAUGUUUAUCACAGUGAAAUACGGAGAUUCCCAAGAAGCGCUGUUCAACCCGAAUUGCCGAACACAAAAUCUUCUAGAGGACAUCAAAAGAAGAUGCUUGUGUGAUAAAGACUUUGUAGUCGACUUGUCGGAUGAGCUGGGAAAUGUGAAGAACUUAUUGGAUCACACUGGCAACUAUGCAACAGACCUUCUCAAGGCACGCGAAAAGUUUGUGCUUAUCAGAGUGGAAAAAAAAGGUGAAGAGAGUCCAAUUUACACGCCGCUGCUGAAUGAUUUAGAACUUAUCACAACAUCUUUUAUAGAGAGACUAAGUCGCCCCGAGAGCAGAAUGAGUGAGAGCGGUCGAAAUACUCAGAGCAGGCAAAGGCGCAAGUCCAGCGGCUCAUCGUGGGCUCGCGCACGCGCAGGAAUUCUUCAGAACAGCGGUAAUAAGUCACGUGACUCAAAGAAGCCUAGCUCGCGAUCCACAGACCGCAAGACAUUCGCGUCACGAGAAAACAGCAAAUUAGGGAUGACCAUUUGAAAUCACAACCCUAACUACUCUAAAGAACAUUGUACAAAGAAAGACUAGCAUCAACUUAUAUUCCGACGUCGGCUACCGUGGUUUUCUGGCAGUUUAAGGCUGGUAACCAAUAAUACAAACAUACAUAAAAAGCACAAUUCGAUCAAAUCAGCAUGGCAUGAAAUGCUUUAUUAGGUCCCAGAACAUAGCUUUCACGCUUUGAAUAUCGCUCCAUUCAAAACUUCAAUUCUCGCUGUCUUGGUCGCCAUGGUAGUAGUUCACACAUGAACACAUCUACAAAAGAAGCAAUGAAAGGAGCAAUAAUAAUAAUAACCGUUACAACAACAACAACACUAAUAACAGCAGUAACAAGAAACAGAAUUUAAGCAACAACAGCAGGAACAAGGUCAACAAAGACUAGAAGCCAGCAACACAUUCAAGCAACACUAGAAACCAGCAACAACACCCAAGCAACACUAGAAACCAGCAACAACACCCAAGCAACACUAGAAAACAGCAACAACACCCAAGCAACACUAGACAACAACAACGACACCCAAGCAACACUAGAAAACAGCAACAACACCCAAGCAACACUAGAAACCAUCAACAACACCCAAGCAACACUAGACAACAACAACAACACCCAAGCAACACUAGAAACCAGCAAAAACACCCAAGCAACACUAGAAACUAGCAACAACACCCAAACAACACUAGAAACCAGCAACAACACCCAAGCAACACUAGAAACCAGCAACAGCACAUAAGCAACACUAGAAACCAGCAACAACACCCAAGCAACACUAGAAACCAGCAAAAACACCCAAGCAACACUAGAAACUAGCAACAACACCCAAACAACACUAGAAACCAGCAACAACACCCAAGCAACACUAGAAACCAGCAACAACACCCAAUCAACACUAGAAACCAGCAACAACACCCAAUCAACACUAGAAACCAGCAACAACACCCAAGCAACACUAGAAACCAGCAACAACACCCAAGCAACACUAGAAACCAGCAACAACACAUAAGCAACACUAGAAACCAGCAACAACACCCAAUCAACACUAGAAACCAGCAACAACACCCAAACAACACUAGAAACCAGCAACAACACCCAAGCAACACUAGAAACCAGCAACAACACCCAAUCAACACUAGAAACCAGCAACAACACCCAAGCAACACUAGAAACCAGCAACAACACAUAAGCAACACUAGAAACCAGCAACAACACAUAAGCAACACUAGAAACAAGCAACAACACAUAAGCAACACUAGAAACCAGCAACAACACCCAAGCAACACUAGAAACCAGCAACAACACCCAAGCAACACUAGAAACCAGCAAAAACACCCAAGCAACACUAGAAACCAGCAAAAACACCCAAGCAACACUAGAAACCAGCAAUAACACAUAAGCAACACUAGAAACCAGCAACAACACCCAAUCAACACUAGAAACCAGCAACAACACAUAAGCAACACUAGAAACCAGCAACAACACCCAAUCAACACUAGAAACCAGCAACAACACAUAAGCAACACUAGAAACCAGCAACAACACAUAAGCAACACUAGAAACAAGCAACAACACAUAAGCAACACUAGAAACCAGCAACAACACCCAAGCAACACUAGAAACCAGCAACAACACCCAAGCAACACUAGAAACCAGCAAAAACACCCAAGCAACACUAGAAACCAGCAAAAACACCCAAGCAACACUAGAAACCAUCAACAACACCCAAGCAACACUAGAAACCAGCAACAACAACAGUCGCUGCAAGUUUAAAAAGGCAUACCAUCAAUAAAAGGCCGUUCACCCCAACGCCCUUUGCACGCGCCCGCUUUGUAAUUUUAGAUACGAGUCAGUACAUAAUGAAAAACGAACUCCAGAGAAAGUUUUAUAUCUUGAUACAGCAUUGUAAAUAGCUUAAAAACACAUAGGGUGCCAGAAAAGGGUGUGUACGCGGGGAAUAAGAACUAAGACUAUAUUUAUGCAAACAAUAUUUUAUACAAAGUGUGAUACAAUGUGUGAGCAAAUAAAAACAGUAUUUAUGAAAA